Messenger RNA from Pectinophora gossypiella (pink bollworm), 4095 nucleotides. RefSeq names its product DNA excision repair protein ERCC-5 (gene mus201). Gene Ontology annotation, molecular function: DNA endonuclease activity; single-stranded DNA binding. The transcript has 7 exons. Gene Ontology annotation, cellular component: nucleus. The record is from RefSeq and is a predicted model, not a curated record. Gene Ontology annotation, biological process: nucleotide-excision repair. The coding region runs from base 269 to 4033 and encodes 1254 amino acids. NCBI's taxonomy places the organism in Eukaryota, Metazoa, Arthropoda, Insecta, Lepidoptera, Gelechiidae.
AAGUGUGGGAAAGAGUGGGCGUUCGCGGCGUAGUAAAACAUUUGAUAUGUUGUAGUGAACCGAACACAUAUUUAUGAGCGCAGUGAGCCAGUAGCAGACAUUUCGUUUUAUGUUUGUGUGCGUGAUAAAUACGUCGAGUUCAUGAAGCGAAAAGGUGGAUGUGUGAGGAAGAGACCGACGAUUGACCGGCGAUCUCGUGGGAAACGACCUUUGUUAUGUACACUGAUACAUUAGGCUAAACAAAAAAUCUGGAGUGUAGCCGCACGCGAUGGGAGUCACCGGGCUGUGGCGGCUGAUAGAGCCGGCCGGCAAGCCCGUGCCCGUCGAGACGCUCGAGAAUAAGGUCUUAGCCGUCGAUAUUUCAAUAUGGUUGCAUCAGAUGGUGAAAGGUUACCAGGAUGCCAAAGGUGCUCCUCUACCAAAUGCUCACCUAAUGGGACUGUUUCAGCGGCUGUGCAAGUUGCUCUAUUUUAGAAUAAAACCUGUCUUUGUCUUUGAUGGUGCAUUUCCUGACUUGAAAAAGGAAACUAUUGCCAGAAGGCAAGAUAGCAAGGCAAAAUAUAAUUCAGAGUCAGAGAGGCUAAAGAGAGAGCUUGCCUUACUUCUCAGUAAAAAGACUGCAGUCAGUAGUUUGCUGGGCAAACAAAUAUCUCCGAAGAAACCAAACUCAAACACUGCCAAUAAUGAUGACUUAUUUAAACUUCCUGCAUUACCUCAAAAAGACGAAGAGAGUGAGUCAGAUUCAGAAGAAGAUUCCAGUGGAUCAGUUAUUGAUUUACAUUCAGUUGAUCUUGAGUCUGACAACUUCAAAACUUUACCAACUAAAGAAAAAUAUGAUCUCCUGAUAGAAUUAAAGGAAACAAGAAAAAUGAAUUCCUGGAGAAAGAUCCACGAGUUGCCUAAAAAGAGUGAUAACUUUUCCGAUUUUCAGAUGCAAAGGCUAUUGAAAAGAAGGAAAGUUCAAGAAUGUUUACAAGAGACAGAAAAAGAAAUGGGAGAUAGUGGAAUGUCAUUAAACGAUUUGGAGUCUUUGUUAAAUGAUGAAGGCAUUGAUACCAAGAUAGAGAGUUUACCCACUCGGCGCAUAGCAUCUGACAACAAUACACGAAUCCUAAUGAUCAAAAACGUUAAACAAGCUCUUGCUGAAGCUAAACAGAGAAAAGAAGCUGCUGAACGGAAAGAACAAAAUAAAGAAGAGGAACAAAGUACUACAGUGCCAAAAAAAGAACUGAAAAAGAAUGAGUUAGAGGAAGAUUUGGAAAAAGCCAUAAAAAUGUCUUUAGAGAAUGCUAAUGAUGUCAAUACCAGCACUUGCACGUCUAAAACAGAUGAUUCUUGGACAUCAGUGCUUACUGAUACAGAUUACACUGACUCCGAGGAUGAUGAUGGGUAUGAACAGCCAGAUAUGACUUCUGCUAAAGCUUACAUAAUGCAAUACAGUGAUUUUACUCAUAAAAUAAUUGAUAAUAUUGUAGGCCCUAAAACAAAAAGUAAAACUAAACCCAAAGCCCCUGACGUAGAUCAAAUCAUAGAAGAACUUAAUCAUGAGAAGUCUGUUAUUGUUGAUAAUAUAAAUCUAUCAUCUAGUGAUGAUGAGUGCAUUUUAGACAGUCAACAACCAAUAAAACAUUCUGUUGAAGUUAAAAAUCCGAGCACAGUUGAGUUAAAUACAACAUGUGAUGAUGAAAACUCGCCGACAAUAAUGGAUGCAACCCAAGCAUCAGUAGUUUGCGUUGAAAAUCCUGUGCCAGAUGUUAUAGACCUUGACUCUAGUUUAGAAUGUGUACAAGCAUUGGACCAUGACGAAGAGCGGGUUCUACCUAAAAUAGCGGUACCAGAUGAACCGAUCCCCGGACCGAGUAGAAUAUUCAAAAAAGAAACAAACGAAUCAGACUCAAGUGACGCAGAUUUUGAAGAAGUUCCAGACGAAGAUGAUGAAUUUGUUAAACCAGUAGUUCAAGUAACACUAAAUAUGGGCGCUGAAGCACCACCCGAUGAUGAUAUAUUUGCAGAUAUUUUCACUGGUCAAGCAAAAGUCGAAAGCAGUACUGUAAAACCGUCAACAAGUGGGGCAAAAGUUAUUUCCAUUGAUGUUGCUAAAGCUAACGAGCCUCCAUUACACGAAGAAAAAUCCAACAUGGAUGAUGAAUUUGAUGAAGAUUUACAAAAAGCCAUAGAAAUGUCAUUGGAAAGCUCUAACGAUACUCAAAAGGCUAUACAAAUGUCACUGGAAACUUCUGACGAUACUAAAAAAGCUAUAGAAAUGUCAUUGGAAAGUUCGAACGAUAUUCAAAAAGCCAUGGAAAUAUCCUUAGAAGGCACAGAGGUUGUUCAAAAGGCAAUUGAAAUGUCAUUAGAAGCUAUAAGUGUAACUAAAAAAUCUGGAGAAACGUCAUUUGAAAUUACGAAUGGCCCCAAAAUACCUAUUGAAAUUCCCUUGGAAUGUUCAAACGAGACUGAAGACGCCGUAGAAUUGCCGUUAGACGACUCAGACGAACUUCGAAGAGCUAUUGAAUUAUCUUUAGAAUGCGUAAAAGAGCCUGAAAAGUUUGUCAUCAAAACUAAAGAAGCAGACGUUGAACAGCCGUGUUCAUUUGCAAACAUAAAUAACAAUGAUACCUCUUCAAAACAAGCUAAUAAAAGCGAAAUCACUAUUGUUAAAUCCAAGCCUGAUGUAGCUAGCGAAACAAUUAAAAUUCCCAAAGAACCACUAUCAAUAGAACAGCUGAAUACAAUGGCUGAAGAACUGCAAAAUGAAGAACAAGAUUUAAUACAAGAAAAAAGUAGGUUAGACCGUAUUAGUCGCAACAUUACUGAGCAAAUGACAAAAGAAGCUCAAGAACUACUUCAAAUAUUUGGCAUACCAUACAUAGUAGCGCCUAUGGAGGCAGAAGCCCAGUGCGCUUUUUUGGAAAGUGUGAAUUUAACUGACGGCACGAUCACAGAUGAUAGUGAUAUUUGGCUUUUUGGUGGACGAACGGUUUAUAAAAACUUUUUUAAUCAGAAAAAGCAUGUAUUGCAGUUUUUGGCGGAACGAAUUGAACGAUCUUUUAAUUUAACUAGAGAGCAAUUAGUGUUGUUAGCUCUACUGGUCGGCAGCGACUACACUACUGGAGUCACUGGAGUAGGGCCUGUUACAGCUAUGGAGAUUCUUGCGUCUUUCCCUUUCAAUAAAAAACAGUUUCUGAACGAAACUUCGAAGCAAGAUCGUUACGCGCAAGUUGUAGCUGGUCUCCAAGAGUUUAAGAAAUGGGUAAAAGGUGGGAAAAGAACUGAUAAUACAACACUGAAGAAGAAAUUGAAAAAUGUUGAUAUAAAUGACGACUUCCCAAGUAUUAGGGUUGUCCAGGCGUACUUAGAACCAAAUGUCGAGAAAAGUGAAGAUAAAUUCACUUGGGGUGAAUUAGACAUUACAAUAUUACGAGAUUAUACGAAAGCUAAGUUUGGGUGGUCUCAGAACAAACUUGAUGAAAUCAUAAAGCCAGUAAUAAAGAGAAUACAGGAACGAAAAAGUCAAAGAUCUGUUCAAGAUUACUUCAAAAAGAAGAUAGUAUUUCAGUCUUUGGAAGAGCAGAUGAGCAAAAGGGUGAAAGCUGCAGUCCAGAGAAUGGGACCUGAAUUACCUCUGGGGGAACAGUCUUCUGCGACUGUAGAAAAGGCGAAACCUGUGAGGAAAAGGAAAAUCAAUAAUAAAAAAGCUGGUGAAACUGUAAACAAUAAUGAAGGUAAUGCAACUAAAGCUAAAUUAAAGAAAAACGAUGAGGCUAAUGUACUUAAAGGUCACGGUGUUACAGUAGUAACGCAGGGACAAGAUGGUAAAUCAAGUAUUGAAAUUAACAUACUGAAAACUGACAGAUUCCAAGAAAUAAUUCCUCAAAGGGAGAAAGAGAAGGAAAGUUUGUUGCAAAAUAAAAUGAAAGCUAUUGAACUAUUUAGGAAGACUAAAAUUGAUAAGAAAAAGAAACUAACUAAAAGAAAGGCAAUCUUGCCUAAGGAUAGGGCUGAGCUUUCAGAAAGCAGUGAUAGUGAUUAAGUACCUUAAAGUAACCAUUAAACUAUUUUAUUUUUAUUUAUUAAAAUUGUUUUGAUUUUCAA